This is a messenger RNA of Drosophila ficusphila, 1768 nucleotides long. RefSeq lists its product as uncharacterized. NCBI's taxonomy places the organism in Eukaryota, Metazoa, Arthropoda, Insecta, Diptera, Drosophilidae. The record is from RefSeq and is a predicted model, not a curated record. Gene Ontology annotation, biological process: phosphatidylinositol phosphate biosynthetic process; intracellular signal transduction. Gene Ontology annotation, molecular function: 1-phosphatidylinositol-3-kinase regulator activity. The transcript has 2 exons. Gene Ontology annotation, cellular component: phosphatidylinositol 3-kinase complex. The coding region runs from base 138 to 1151 and encodes 337 amino acids.
GAACGUCCGAUAACGAUAACCUACUUCUUGUGUACAAAUAGUUCUUAUCAAUAAAGUUUGGCAUUAAUCACGACUCCGAAUUAGAUGUAUGAUGUGAUACCGCCACAAGAACCCCGCCACACCGAUCCCACUCCAAAAUGAGCCACGGCGACCAAAAGCACAACCAGCGGAGCCAGGAGCGCACUGGCGGAGGUGACUCCACGAGGGACAGGGAGAAGGAGAAGAAGGGCUGGUUUCACUCGUUGACCAGGCGCAAGAAGUUCGACCCAGCGCUCGCCAUAUCCGCAUCCGCCUCCGCGUCCACGAGUGGAUCCCAGAACAACAACAACGAAGUGUGCGUCCUUGAGGCGGCAGAGGCCUCCAUGGCCAGCUGCAGCAACGGGGACACGGGUACACUGCGCAGACGGCGGGACAAAGAAAAGCGGAACGUGUUUGCUCGCCUCCGGAGGAAGGUGGGCCAGGGGCUAAGUUCCCUGCGUAACUGGCACUCGAUGGGCGAUUGCGACGAUGGAGGAACCACGGAUGCCACCUACGAAUUUCUCACGCCAGCUAUCUGCCUGGAGCCCACGCUGCCGUUCACGCACGACUACUUGCGCUUUAUCCGGAAGAAGUGGCUGGAGCGCGAAGACCCUCUCUCGCCUAAUCAGGUCAUGUACAAGGCCUGUUCGGAGAUGCUCAACCAAGUUUGGUACUGGGGCGAGAUCUCCAGGCGCGAUUCGCAGCGGCAAUUAAGCGAUAAGCCGACUGGGUCUUUCCUCGUCCGCGACUCCGAGACCAGUGGGUCGCAGUUCACACUGAGCUUCCGAAUAGUCAAUGUAACGCUGCACUAUCGCCUUGAGUUUCGCGAUGAUUUCUGGCACUUCGAGGAGCUUAAGUACGAGUCGAUUGUGGAGAUGAUCGAAGAUAUCCUGCAUCGCUGCACCAACGACAACUUCGUCUGCUUCGUGAAGGUACCCAACGAAAUGCAGCCGCCGUUCCCGGUCAUCCUCAAGUACCCGUUGAGCAGGUACGCCAAUAUGCCAAAGCUGCAGGACCUGUGUCGACGCGUCCUGCAGCGACAGAUGUCGCGAGAGCAGCUGGCCCAGCUGCCGGUGCCAGCGCAGAUGCUGGAGUACUUGUCGGUGGAGCGGGAGCUGGUCUUCCAGAGCUAAGCGUCCGCUGCCAAGCACCCGCUGGUCAAAGCUUUAACACGGAAGUCAACGCAAGCGCGUACACCAAAGAAGUCCGGGCCAAUCGAAUCCCAGCCUGCAGUUACUCAUAAUGAUAUUUGUUGGUCGGAUUGGCAAUAUGUUUUUGAUGCAUUUCUGCGCUCCAGUAACUAAGCGCACAGUCUCUUACCAAUUGCACACCGAAAUCCCAGUGCGCAGUUUUUUACUGUAUGGAAGUACCACUAGUACUAGUAUCUUGUCUAGGAUAAAUUUACUAUGUUAUUGGCCAUAAUUAGUCUAUCGGUUUGUUUUCUAUGGGUCUUGGUCAAGUCUAUACUGUGCACACGAGUGCGAAAUACCUUAAAUUUUUGUAAAAAUUGAACUAUUGCAUAUUUGUAUUAACGUUAGUCGUAAGUCAGAUACACUGUAUUGUUUACGUUGUUCGCAUUUCGUAUUCCUAACUUGGACACUAAGUUUUUGCUAAUCUAGAUUGCAUGGAAUUUAUGCAGCUUUACGGCAAUCGAAUCCGUUCAAUGCCAAUUACUCUUGUUGCAAUGUGUAUGUAUUUUAUUUAAAUCUAUCUACGAAUAUUUUACAAGAAUAAAAAAUCAAACAAUUUA